AUGGGUGACCACGCCACAUCCAACACCGCCUCUAACGAUGCCGCCUUCGCUGAGAAGGGUAAGGGCAAGGCUACCGAUACUGCUCAUGACAUGAGCAUGGAUGAUGACAGUUCUUCUGAGAGUGAGGCCGAACUCCAAAAUGAGGAUGAUGACGAGGACAACAACCUUGAGCCUGUCGACCAGGCAAACAUCAUCCAGGGCGGCCGACGCACUCGCGGCGUAAAGAUCAACUACGCCGAGGUUGCCAAGAAUAUGAAUGAUGAUGAAGACGAGGAGGAAGACGACGACUACGAGGGUGUCGAUGGCGAUAACGACCAUGAGAUGCGCGGUUAA
Molecule: messenger RNA, 333 nt
Organism: Penicillium taxi
Lineage: Eukaryota; Fungi; Ascomycota; Eurotiomycetes; Eurotiales; Aspergillaceae
Product: histone H2A.Z-specific chaperone CHZ1
Exons: 3
Coding region: 1-333 (110 amino acids)
Source: RefSeq, a predicted model, not a curated record